Molecule: messenger RNA, 585 nt
Organism: Nicrophorus vespilloides
Lineage: Eukaryota; Metazoa; Arthropoda; Insecta; Coleoptera; Silphidae
Exons: 1
Coding region: 34-582 (182 amino acids)
Source: RefSeq, a predicted model, not a curated record
UCUAUUUAAAGCAAGUUACCACGAAGAAACGAAAUGAGCAAUCUGCAGAGUUGUCUGUCGCUAUUGAAAAGUUGCUUUCCUGAUGAAAAGCUUCCAAAUUUAAGGUACGAAGAUCACUGCAAUGGGUUUAUAUCGAAUAUGAUCCGAACGCAAGUGGGUUCUUUGAAUUUGAUCUUGAAAUCAUCUCCAACGCAUCCCGCUUUCCGUCAACAGUUGAAGGUGCGCCAACUAUAUUUAAACGAGAUGUACUUUUACGAGAAGAUCGUACCUCGAUUGGGUAUCAAAAGUUGUCCGAAAAUCUAUAAAGUCGACAAGGAUAACGAAAUUCUGCUUAUGGAAGAUUUGUCUGCGAGUGGAUACGGCCUCAUGAAGCGAGACUCCAAAUACGUUUCAGCUGUUUUUAAAGAAUUCGCGAAGUUUCAUGCUCGAUCAUUGGUGGUUAAGCAGAAGGAUAAGGAUGUUUGGGAGGAGAUUUGCUCGAACGUGUACAAGGAUUUGGAAGGGUUUAAUGAAGAAAGUGAAUUAACGGGAUGCAUUUUGGAGCAGUGCGAAAAGGUUUUACCGUUCGUUCAGAAGUCGUGAGAA